Messenger RNA from Zerene cesonia (dogface butterfly), 381 nucleotides. Its product is annotated as dynein light chain roadblock-type 1-like. Gene Ontology annotation, cellular component: centrosome; cytoplasmic dynein complex; cytoplasm. Gene Ontology annotation, biological process: microtubule-based movement. NCBI's taxonomy places the organism in Eukaryota, Metazoa, Arthropoda, Insecta, Lepidoptera, Pieridae. The coding region runs from base 1 to 381 and encodes 126 amino acids. Gene Ontology annotation, molecular function: dynein intermediate chain binding. The transcript is spliced from 4 exons. The record is from RefSeq and is a predicted model, not a curated record.
AUGAAAAUAAUUUCCAACUUAUUGAAGAAUUUUCAGGACGAAUGGCUCGUUCGGACGACGGCCUCUUUAAAUGAAAUAAAUCCUAUAGUUGACAGGAUCAUGGAGGACGAAUCAGUAGAGGGUGUGGUCAUGACUAAUCAAGAGGGAGAGCCAGUUUUGACAAACAUUAAUUUAAUGAAUGCAACUAACUACGGCAUCGCCAUGCGACGAUUAGGUGUUAUGACUCAAACUGCCAUCAAAGAGCUGGAUCCAUUUGAUGAAGUUCUCAUACUGAGAUUAAAUACAAAGAAAAUAGAAAUAAUGACCGCUCCACAUAAAGAAUUUAGUAUCACGGUUAUGCAGCAUUCAAGAAUAAAAACAAAGCAAAAGAAAAAUGGAUAG